This is a messenger RNA of Puntigrus tetrazona (Sumatra barb), 1062 nucleotides long. RefSeq lists its product as uncharacterized. The record is from RefSeq and is a predicted model, not a curated record. Gene Ontology annotation, cellular component: centrosome. Bases 565 to 1062 code for a protein of 165 amino acids. The transcript has 5 exons. NCBI's taxonomy places the organism in Eukaryota, Metazoa, Chordata, Actinopteri, Cypriniformes, Cyprinidae.
UGCUCUGGUUUCAAGCACUGAACUUUCUGCACUCGAAGGCCCAGCUGCGGCAGACUUUACAUUCUGUGCUUUGAUUGCUCUCUGGGGGCUAUUGAUUUCUUGCAUUAUUCAUUAGGAAUACAUUUACUUUUGAAUUUACAUAAUUAGCUUUGAGUGUAACAGUUAAAACCUACCGACGGGAACUGACAUCAGCCUAAUUUGUUUAAGGAAGACUUUUGCAUUAUAUUUGGAAUUUAUAAGUGAGUUUAAGGGCUUAGCAGUAGGAUUAAGCGCGAUCUGUCAGCGAGGCGGGUCUAAUGAGUAUCUCGCAUCACCAAAUCCCUUAAACACAACAAAGGCCGCAGCUGAGCUUCCAUAGUGAUGGUGUUCGGACUUGGAUAAGGUGUCACACUGUGGUUUCGUAUGGCUGUUUGUAGAUUCAGUACUAUGAACAGUGGAGGGAUCCAAGCCUACGUUAGCAGACGCUAGCGAUUUGCAUGGUAGUGUCUAACUGACCAGCACUCACAGUCCACCGGAACUGGGUUUAAAUCCUUCAAAUUCAUCUAGAGCAUUGGUCAGGAAAGCAUGAAAGAAGAAAACUGCCCAUCUCCGCUCCGACUCCCUCCGAUCUUGAGGCAACCAUUAAGCAUCACUGGAUUCUAUAGUCCGCGGGACAACAGGAGCUACACAAAGAGCGGUCAUGAAGAGCUAAGCCAGCAGGCUUAUGGAAAGAUGACUUCAGGUCCCCAGAAUGAAUAUAUCCCUGCAGUCAUUAAGGGACAUCGACACUUUGGCUUUGGAGGAUCAGUGUUGCCUGAGUCUGUCAUCGUUCAGCAAUAUUAUGACCUCACCCAAACCAAGAGGAGUAAUAUCCGACUGAAUGACCAGCUGGUCCCCAAACCAACAGACAUCGACAUGAGUAAGAAGAUGAUUAAAGUCGACGUUCCAAGAGAACAUCCCUACAGCUCCCACAUCUCCCGGUAUCCCGCUAUAUUUCCCUCACACCGAUCUCCGUCAGUACAGCCCUCCGGCGCUUCUGCACCUGUUCUUGUGUGGCGGCAUCAUCAAAGAACAAAAAUCUAA